AUGCAGUUGCUGCUCAGGGUAGCCGCCCUCCUUGCUGUCGUCGAGUCGGCCAAGGUCGCCGUCUUCAUCCUAGAAUUGUCGAACAGCCAGAUCCUCUUCAAUAAACGGGUAGCACAAACACUGGCCGAGGGUGGUCAUGAUGUGACGCUGAUCAACAUCAAGCCCUACAAGGGAUUGAAAAGCAACGUGGAAAAGGAUGGAAAAUUGAAGGAAUUUAUCGUCGAUGCCGCCGGUAAUUUGACGCUUCGCGAGAUGGAAGAAGCGCAAGGCGGCAUGAUAUUCAGCGAAUUCUCGUGGUUUGACAAGAAAAGCUUCGCCAUCAUGUCCGUGAUGAGCCAAAUGAUGGCCGAGGCCUGUGAAAAAACCAUCCUCAGCCAAGAGCUGUUCGAUUUCCUGGCCAAGGAAAAGUUUGACGUCGUCUACUCUCAUAUGUACGAUUAUUGUGCUAUUGGGGUGAUACAUAAAGCAAACAUCAAAUCGUGGAUCUGGCUAAACUCGGGCGGUCUGAUGGAAUAUGUCGGAAUGUCCGUCGGAGUUCCGUAUUUCUCCAGCUUCAUGCCACCUCGCGGAAUGGACGCCGGCGCCAAGAUGACCUUCCUCGAGCGCACGAAAAGCCUCAUCGGGCACAACUUGUUCAAAAUUUUCUACAAUAGGGCAAUCCCCGCCAAGCAGACAGCCCUCUUCCGGAAGCAUUUUGGCGAAGAUUUUCCCGAUCUCUACCACGACCUCGGGCCAAAGUGCCCGCUGGUGAUGGUGAACAGCAAUGAACUCUACGAGCAAGCAACACCCACGCUGCAUAAAGUCAUCAACAUUGGCGGGCUGGGGAUGCAGUUCAAGGAUGCGAAGCCGCUGCCGCAGGAAUACGACGAGCUGCUCUCAACCACGAAAGGCAUCUUCAUCAUGUCGUUCGGCUCGGUGGCCAACGCGACGAUGAUGCCGCAAUCGUGGAAGGAAUCCCUGAUGGCCGCCUUCGCCGAAUUCCCCGAAUACCAUUUCGUAAUGAGGUAUGCCGCGGACGACAUUGAAUCCAUACGCCCGAAGAAUGUGAAGCUGACAAAGUGGAUCCCGCAGGCGGAUCUGCUGAAACACCCGAAAACGAUCGGCUUCAUCACACACGGCGGCUAUAACAGCUACCAGGAGACGAUCUUGGCCGGCAAGCCGAUGAUCGCCAUCGCCCUCUUCGGCGACCAGUACAGAAAUGGCCGAAUGGCCGAACAGCUCGGCUUCGGGCUGAUGUGCGAUAAAAACAGUCUCGCAAAAGGUCCAGAAAAGCUGACAGAGGCUAUCAGGCAAUUGAUUAGUGACAAGAGCUAUGAACAAGCCGCGCAGCAACUCUCAAAAAUGGCCGCCAAAAAGCCGAUCAAACAGGAAGAACUCCUCAACAAGUGGACAGAAUUUCUGGCUGAAUUUAAGACAAUCGACGUCUUGGUACCGGAAAGCCAAAACCUCAAUUUCGUCCAAUACAACCAGAUAGACGUCUUGGCCCUCCUCGCGCUAAUCGUUUUCACAGUCCUUUUCCUGCUCUAUCGCCUUGUCCGAUGCAUUGUCUGCUGUAUUUGCUGCCGAAGAAACCGUCCCGAAAAGCCCAAAUCCGAA
Mesorhabditis spiculigera is the source of this 1596-nucleotide messenger RNA. The record is from the annotation of a GenBank genome assembly. NCBI's taxonomy places the organism in Eukaryota, Metazoa, Nematoda, Chromadorea, Rhabditida, Rhabditidae.